AUGACGGAACCUGGUAUCAGCGAGCUUGCAUCGACUUUGCAGUUCGGCUCCAUCAAGCGCCACCCCUCACCGCGACACGACCUCAACCCAUCGACCGCUGCGUCUGGAAAGCAGCCCGUCACGCUUGACAAGAACGCCGAGAUCGACUCCGACAUCGACGAAGAUGAGAUUCCAACCAGUAUACUCAACCCCGUGCCGCGGAAGCAGACGAUGCCCCCGCUGCCAGACCUCCGGUUCGAACAGAGCUACCUGAAGAGCAUCGAGAAGGCCGAGUCGUGGCAGGGCGUUGCAUGGAUCACGUUGCGGGAUCAGGUCCUCAUGUGCUUUGCGCAGGGCGUGGUGUGGACACUCAUCCUCAGCGGCUGGCGGCAUUGGAACCGGUCCGCCAAGUUCAGCGGGCAAAGCGUCGGCGCGAGGAUACGCAGAUGGUGGUGGCGCGUCAACAACUGGUCGAUUCCAGAUGCAAAGUCGAAGUUGAAGGAUACAAAGCUGGCGAAGAACGUCUCGGAGGUGAGUGCUGCCUUUCUAGAGUACUAUAAGAACGAAUUCUCGAGCGCUGCGCAGGACUGA
Molecule: messenger RNA, 570 nt
Organism: Ascochyta rabiei
Lineage: Eukaryota; Fungi; Ascomycota; Dothideomycetes; Pleosporales; Didymellaceae
Exons: 3
Coding region: 1-570 (189 amino acids)
Biological process (GO): mitophagy
Molecular function (GO): mitochondrion autophagosome adaptor activity
Source: RefSeq, a predicted model, not a curated record